AUGGUAGAUGUGGUGUGGAGGAACAAGGAAGCCACGAUGACACAUAAGAAGUGCUACCUGAGAGGAGUGGUGGGGAUGAUGAAAAGAUAUUUAAAGAGGAGGAUGUCAGCAGGCCUUCUGGUCCGAGCAGGUCAGGAGCAAGUGAUGAGAUUUCAACUCUACAAAACCCAUGAGUUCAAUGAGACUUUGGCUACAGAGUUCGUACUUCUUGCCUUUUCCAAUUUACAGAGUCUUCAGGUUUUACUUUUUAUCUUCAUUCUAUUGGCUCUCAUAUCCUGUGUUGUGGGGAACAGUACUAUACUCUUCUUAGUAACACAUGAACGUUCACUUCAUAUGCCAAUGUAUUUCUUCAUUAGUAACUUUGCUGUCCUGGAAAUAGUAUUUGUAUCCAUCACUGUUCCUAAACUUCUAGCUAAUUUACUUGAAGCCAGCAGGACCAUAUCAUUUAUUGGGUGCUUUGCCCAGUUGUAUGCCUUUAACUCUUUGGGAGUAGGGGAAUGUUAUCUUCUGGCAAUCAUGGCCUUUGAUCGAGAUUUGGCCAUUAACAACCCUUUGCGUUAUUCCAGUAUAAUGAACAAGUCUCUUUGUAUUGAACUCGCAGCUGCCCCCUGGGUUAUUGGAUUUGUCAUUGCUGCCAUACCUACAAUAUUUACAGCUCAACUUAAGUUCUGUGGGUCCAAUAAAGUCAACCAUUUCUUCUGUGAUCUGGCUCCAAUGCAGAAUAUUGCCUGCUCUAAUCCUGUGGUCAGCUACCUGGUCACAAGUUCAACAGCUGUGUUUGCCACUGUGGUUCCAUUCCUGAUCAUUUUAGGAUUCUACAUCCACAUCAUCGCCACCAUCUCAAAAAUAAAAAGCACCGUAGGCAAACAGAAAGCCUUCUCCACCUGUUCUUCCCACCUCAUAGUAGCCUGCUUGUUCUACUGUUCAGCCAUUGUUGUGUAUGUUAGGCCUAAGGGCAGUCAACACGACAAAUUUCUUGCUCUCAUAUACACUGUCAUUAUUCCGCUACUAAAUCCAUUUAUUUAUACCUUAAGGAACAAAGAUGUGAAAGCAGCUCUAAGAAAAUCACAGGUAUUACGAGUCCUCGGUCAGAUUAGGAUCAGCCAUGUUGAGCAAGACCAUUGUUGA
This is a messenger RNA of Hyla sarda, 1128 nucleotides long. Its product is annotated as olfactory receptor 5V1-like. The coding region runs from base 1 to 1128 and encodes 375 amino acids. Lineage: Eukaryota; Metazoa; Chordata; Amphibia; Anura; Hylidae. The transcript is spliced from 2 exons. Gene Ontology annotation, cellular component: membrane. Gene Ontology annotation, molecular function: G protein-coupled receptor activity; olfactory receptor activity. The record is from RefSeq and is a predicted model, not a curated record. Gene Ontology annotation, biological process: G protein-coupled receptor signaling pathway.